UCUAGUUUGAGGUUAUAGCCUAUUUGAUCAAAAUUAUGAUUUCGAACUCAACAUUUUCUAGCCUAUACUUGACGUGGAAAACUAGCCUAGUUCUUGUAUGAAACAUCGUGUGUUUAAAACGCACUUACUACACUAUAAAUAAAAUUAUCUUUUUCUAGUGUGGUGUUUUUAGACUAUGAAGGAUUGUAGGCCUAUAGGAAUUUGCAAUGAAGUGAAGACAAAUCUUGAAAUAUUAAUCUCUGAUAGGCCUAUUUUCAAUAACGCGUAGAAUAUUUUGGGUCUAUGGAUCAAAGUUACGGUUUUUAGACUGUAACAAAAUCAGCCUAUUGAUGAGGAUGAACUCCGUGGGAGGUACGUUGGAUUCAAUCCAUAUCAAGGACAUCCGUCCGGGAUUGAAGAACUUUUCCGUCACGUUUAUCGUUCUGGAUGUGGGUCAGCCUGUGCUACUGAAGGAGAACAGAGAAGUAAGGACUUUGAAAGUUGCAGAUGCCACGGCUUGUAUUAAUCUGUCCCUGUGGGACGAACCAGGAGCCGUUAUUGCACCCGGGGACAUCAUUAGACUGAGCAAAGCCUACGCAGGAGUGUGGCGUAACGCACUUACCUUAUACUCGGGCAAAAACGGUGAUAUUGAUAAAAUAGGGGAGUUCUGUUUAGUUUUCAACGAACAGCUUAACAUGAGUGAACCUAAUUUGAACUUAUCAAACCCAAUUGGAAACCAACCCGGAGGUGGUGUGCCGAAUUUGAACAGUAAUAUAAAUAACGGUAGUGCUAAUAGUAUAGGUACACUCCAGAACAGACCCGCUCCUCUGCUACCUGCUGCAAGUGAUCGGAAAAACGCCCCUCGAUACUCGGGAGAGAGAACCAGAGAGACCUCCAUUCCUGCGGGGAAACACUCGGGGAAAAGUGGACCUAAGAGUGGGGGCAGAGGGGGUCAACGGAAUGUGAUUCGGAAUGAUAAAAGAUAAUUUAAUAAUGCAUGCGUUAAUA
This is a messenger RNA of Macrosteles quadrilineatus (aster leafhopper), 987 nucleotides long. RefSeq names its product SOSS complex subunit B homolog. Gene Ontology annotation, molecular function: DNA binding. The transcript is spliced from 2 exons. Gene Ontology annotation, biological process: double-strand break repair via homologous recombination; response to ionizing radiation; mitotic cell cycle checkpoint signaling. NCBI's taxonomy places the organism in Eukaryota, Metazoa, Arthropoda, Insecta, Hemiptera, Cicadellidae. The record is from RefSeq and is a predicted model, not a curated record. Bases 330 to 965 code for a protein of 211 amino acids. Gene Ontology annotation, cellular component: SOSS complex.